Messenger RNA from Diatraea saccharalis (sugarcane borer), 3832 nucleotides. Lineage: Eukaryota; Metazoa; Arthropoda; Insecta; Lepidoptera; Crambidae. The record is from the annotation of a GenBank genome assembly.
UACUGUAUACUUGGAGUAAAUGUGUUCUGUGACUAUAUAAGUCUUUCUGAGUGAGUGUUUAAUUCCUCUUUGAACAUAUAUUUUUGGUUUACGUUCAUUGAAAUCGAAAUCCAUAUAUUAAAUAAAUAGCAUACACGUAAUGUCUACAUCUAGCAACAUAUCUCAAACAGCAUAUUCUCCUUCAGAGCCCGAAACUCCCCAGGGAACAACCCAAAAUAGACUCCCCAAUUUUGAUCAUUCUUUCAACCAUGUUGAUAUAGGCCAUAGUAUAGAACAAUCAAUGAAAAAUGCUCAAAAAGAAAUGCACCACAAAAGAAUUCAGUCAUUGAGAAAAGAGUUAGAUUAUCUUAAGUCCACUGAAUGGGAAUUUGAGUAUGAUAAAGGUUUUGUGCAGUAAUAUAAAAGCUUCAGUAUGCUUUCAUAUCUAAAAUCAUUAUUUUCUUACUUUUUUAAUGAUCAAAAUGAAGAUUUAUGUGAAGAAGUGAAAGAAGACUUUUUAGCAGAGCAAUUAGUUGAGUUGGAGGCUCUUAAUGAGCAGAAAUACAUGAACGAUGAAAAUGAGCAUUCAGAUAUACCAAGAGAUGCUAAAUGUUUUCAACGCACAGGAACUAUAACAUUCAUUAGUGACAGUCACUAUGUCUUGAUUGAUGGCAUGUUGUAUUUUGAUAUAUCUGCAUGUUCAGUAAACAUCAAUAUCAACGACAAAGUUCUUUACCUAGCUUACUGUGAUUCAAAUGAGAGAAUCGUAGUUGUCAGAAUAUUGGAGAAUCAAGGAAUUAGUUGGGGGGAUGAAGAACAUGUUGAGCAAGAUAAUUUUGAUGUGAUACAACACAUAAUUAUAGGUGAAGUUGUACAAAGACAGGAACGUUUUGUAUAUAUUAAAGAUAGUGAUCUUAAGUUCAGUCUUGAUGAUGUUUAUUCUACAUUUGUGCCCAUUGAAGGGGACUGGUUGGAAUUAAACUGCAAAGUUCAGUGGGAUGAAAACAAACCAUCUGACAUAUCUUCUGCACAGGUUUUGCAAGUGCUCUCCAUCAAACCGAUAAGAAGUAAAACUAAGAAUGCUGUUAUUACAGAAUGGUCAGGUGAUUAUGGUACUAUUGACAGAUGUAUAUUUUUCAACAGGCAGUGUUUAGAAAAUAAUAUUGACCCACAAGUAGGGACAAAGGUUAUUGUGGAUAUAAUUGAAAGUAAUCAAGGGUCCUUUAGCUGGCGAGCAUUAAAAUUAACCAUUACAGAAUCUGUUUCUACUUCAGAAACAAAUUCACAUAGUUUAGAUGAAGAAGAGCAGAGUUUAUUUUUGGAAAAAGAGAGAAAUAUUACAGUAACUUAUCCUUUAAAAUUUGAUAAACUUGAUAUUCAAAAGACAGCUCGUAUGAAAUUGGUAGUAACUAAUAACAGUGAUGAUGUUCAAUUUAUAAAUAAAUGGAUAAUGCUAAGUAAAAAAAGGGAUUCACAAGUAAACAUAGAACCCGCUUUGACACGUCCUAAAAAACUUUACCCAAAAGCGUCAUUUACAUUCAAUAUUACUUGCCAUCCAAAAUUUUUGGGUAACACUAAAGAAUGUCUAAUAAUAAUGUUCAAAGGUUUUCAAGCUAAACGAUACAUAGACAUGUCAAUCGUUAGUGACAAUGUACCUUUAAGAUCUGACGGCAAUGGAAAUAAUUUUAUCAAAACAGAAAAUGAAAAAAUCGAGUCACUUAGACAAAUUAAAAGAAACGAUAAUAGAGCAUUUUUGCCUGGCAUUAAACCGUGUAAGCCGCCAGCAUUUAUUCCGACAAGAAUCGGUAAUUUUCCAGUGCCCCAAAAGAUCUGGUCUGCUAUUAUAGGUGAUUCGGAACAAGCUUUAUGGAGUUCAGAAUAUGAUAAAAUAAUAAACAGGAUCGAAGAAACUUUACCUUGUCUAACACAAGAAUUGCAUAUCAAUAACUAUAUUGAUAAAUGGCAUACUCUGAUAUAUAUGGAAGAAAUACAAGCAAAUAUCAACAUGAGAAGAUAUGAUAUGCGUAAAGUAUUCCUAAUACAUUGUCAAGAAUACCUCGCUAUUGAAAUUAAAGAAUUGGCUGAACAGAGGCCAUCCUUGAUUAAAGGCGAUCGGGUUGUAGUAAAAGAUGAUUGGAACCCCAGUUCUCCUCUAUAUGAAGGAUUUAUUCACAUGAUUAAGGGUGAUCUAGUUUUGAUGAAAUUCCACCAAAGGUUUCAUGAAACAUAUUUAGGUAGUGAUGUUUCUAUUGAGUUUCACAAUAGCCGUUCAGUAUACAGAAGAUGUCAUCAAGCCAUUAAUUUAUCUUUGUCAAAUCUCGGUCCAAAUGUUUUAUUUCCAAGUCGUAUAUUUCCACGUCCAAAUCAAGUAUCUCAAGAAAGAGUUGAUCAAAUACAAUGGUUCAAUCAGUCUUUAAAUGAAGGUCAAAAGGCAGCUGUAUUGAAUAUUUUAGUUGGGGAAUGUCGUCCUCUGCCUUACUGUAUAUUCGGACCGCCAGGAACUGGAAAGACAAUCACAGUAAUUGAAACCAUUUUACAAAUACUGCAUUUUCUGCCAGAUAGUAGAAUUUUAGUAGCUACACCGUCUAAUAGUGCAGCCAAUUUAAUCACCGAAAGGUUAUUAAAAUACCAAAAUUUAAUUUCUAAUUCCAUUAUUCGACUUAUAGCUCAUUACUUGGUAGAUUCAGACAACAUUCCGGAAGCAAUAAAAGCUUUCUGUGCCACUAUUGAUUUGGCUACAGAAGAUACAAUAAAAUCAAGGCAUGUUGUUAAAGACGGCAUUAAUUUACAAUGCCAGAAAUCAUUUAUUGGUCGACAUCGUGUGACCAUUGGAACUUGCCAUUGUCUAGGAAGCCUUGCGCAGAUGGGUUUUCCUAGGGGUCAUUUUACACAUGUAAUAGUGGAUGAAGCAGGUCAAGCAACUGAACCAGAAAUUAUGAUACCAAUGACUUUCAUAGAUAAAGAAAACGGACAGAUUGUACUCGCCGGGGAUCCAAUGCAAUUAGGUCCAGUGAUAAUAUCAAAAUAUUGUAUUGAAUUUGGGAUGGACGAGUCGUAUUUAUCUAGAAUCCUAAAGACAUUUCCGUAUCAAAAGGAUUAUGCUGCAUUUAAAAAUGGUUAUGAUAAAAGAGUAAUUACAAAACUCACUGAUAAUUACAGAUCCCUAGACGAAGUUUUAACAUUGCCAAGUGAGAUGUUUUAUGAUGCUUCGCUUGUAGCUAAAAUUGAUAGAACUCAAUCAUGGGUAUUAAAUAUAAUAGAGUUUGUAAAUGGUCUAUUCGACAAGAGUGAUUUGAAAACGGGCGGCAUUUAUGUCUAUGGAAUUAGAGGCAGCAAUACAAGGUCACAAGAUAGUCCAUCAUGGUAUAAUCCCCAAGAAGCCUCAAUGGUGGCUUUAACAACUUGUAAAUUGUACAAAAACAAUAUUAGUGCUGAUGAUAUAGGCAUUAUUACUCCUUACAUUGCUCAGAUAAAAUAUUUGAAACUGGUGUUUGAAGCAAUGGGGUUAACUCAACCAAAGAUUGGAACUGUGGAAGAUUUCCAAGGACAAGAAAGACCUAUUAUACUGAUAUCUACGGUUAGAUCCACUGAAGCUUAUUUAGUGGAAGAUCAACGUCAUACUUUAGGAUUCGUUAAGAAUCCGAAGAGAUUGAAUGUUGCUAUCACUAGAGCUCAAGUUAUAGCUAUUUUAUUUUGUGAUCCUCACUUACUAUGCAAAGAUAUAUUGUGGAACAAAGUUAUAACCCAAGCUGUUGAUGACGAUAAAUAUAUGGGUUGUGAUUUACCUUAUCAUUUGAAGUAAUUAUCUUAACUUGGAAAAUAAAAUCUUAGAUUAAGCAUACAACUGUUGUUU